UGGGGGCAGCUCGGGGAAGACUCGGAUUACGACAAGCUGAGUGAUAUGGUCAAAUACCUCGACCUGGAGCUGCACUUCGGGAUGCAGAAGCCUACGAUUUCUCUUCCAGAGCCAACUCUCAUGCCUGAAAACUUUAAAAAGAAAGACGUGGUUGAAAUUUUGUCUCACAAAAAGGCCUACAACACAUCCAUCCUGAUAGCCCACCUCAAGCUCUCGCACAUCGAGCUGCGCCAGAUCCUCAUGACGAUGGAGACGGACCGCCUGGAGCCUUCCCACAUCAAGCAGCUCUUGCUGUACGCCCCGGAUGGGGAGGAAGUCCAGCGCUUCCAGAGCUACAAGGAGAACCCUGGCAAGCUGAGCGAGCCCGACCAGUUCGUGCUGCAGAUGUUGUCAGUACCAGAAUACAAGAUCCGUCUGCGCAGCCUCCAUUUUAAGGCCACUCUGCAGGAGAAGACGGAGGAGAUCAAAGCCAGCUACGAGUGCAUCUGCAAGGCCUCUCUAGAGCUGAAAGGCAGCAAGAAGCUGGCUAAGAUCCUGGAGUUUGUGCUGGCGAUGGGAAACUAUCUGAACAACGGGCAGCCCAAGACCAGCAAAACCACAGGCUUUAAAAUCAACUUUCUCACCGAGCUGAACACAACCAAGACUGUUGAUGGGAAAUCCACCUUCCUGCACAUUCUUGCCAAAUCACUUAGCCAACAUUUCCCAGAGCUCCUGGGCUUUGCCAAGGAUCUUCCUACAGUGCCGCUCGCUGCCAAAGUGAAUCAGAGAACGCUAACGGCUGACCUAAAGGACCUGCACACCACUGUCAGUGACAUACAGAUGGCCUGUCACAACAUGCCAGCUACCGCAGAGGACAGAUUUGCAGUUGUGAUGACUUCCUUCCUGGAGAGCGCCCAGCCUGCCAUGCGAUCCCUGGAUGACCUGCAGCACAAGGCCAUGGAAGAAUUCAGCAAGGUGUUGUCCUUCUUCGGGGAAGACUCGAAAAUGACAACUUCUGAAGCUUUCUUUGGCAUUUUUGCAGAGUUCAUGAGCAAGUUUGAGCGGGCGCUCAGCGAUGUGCAGGUCGGCGAAAGCCAGCGCAGCCCCAGGAUGACCUCCCCCCUUGCCUGGUGA
Pelecanus crispus (Dalmatian pelican) is the source of this 1113-nucleotide messenger RNA. Lineage: Eukaryota; Metazoa; Chordata; Aves; Pelecaniformes; Pelecanidae. The record is from RefSeq and is a predicted model, not a curated record.